Syngnathus typhle (broad-nosed pipefish) is the source of this 5729-nucleotide messenger RNA. It is a transcript of the gene nek1, whose product is annotated as NIMA-related kinase 1. The record is from RefSeq and is a predicted model, not a curated record. Lineage: Eukaryota; Metazoa; Chordata; Actinopteri; Syngnathiformes; Syngnathidae. Bases 1385 to 5524 code for a protein of 1379 amino acids. Gene Ontology annotation, molecular function: ATP binding; protein kinase activity. The transcript has 35 exons. Gene Ontology annotation, biological process: protein phosphorylation.
CAUUGGCAGAAAUAAUAAUAAUAAUAAUGAUGAAAAUAUUGGGAAAUCUGUCUUUUAUUAUGACGUGUGUUUGUGCAUGUGUGGUCAUUUUCUUCUCGAGGCUGUGCGUCGAGUUUCGCUUUAAGCCAUUUAAAGGAACGCAGUACACGAGAUUGGAAAAUGAGAAUGAUGUUUUUGCACAUUUUGCGAGCCGAGCCGAGCCGAGCCGAGCCGCGGUGAAUGACAUCCCCGCCAUAGCCAAUCACUGCUUCAGCAUUGGGCCUCUCUUGCCAGGCUAGAUCUCCAACACUCACAAAUGUGUGCGUACGUAGGUGUGUGUUUUCAGCUAACACAACAUCACCUGCUGGAGCUUAGCCUUUGAAGUCAGCACACGUGAUGUGAAAAAUAAUAAUCAGUCACAAGCACAAUAUUAGGACGACUAAUAGGAAUAUUUCAGCUUUCCUGGGAAUCCGGAAUGCAGACCUGCUCCGCCAAACUGGGAUUGACGAAUCAGCACAAACAUUCUGCUAAAAGAACUCAACUCCUGCACACCCAAAAAUCAUCUUUCCCCAUUGAAUGGGAUGGGAAUGCCUUUCCUCUGGUCUAGUCUUCCCAAAGGGAAGAAAAAUGAAUGGUUUUCAAGAAUGCAAGUUGUAGAAAGUUGUCUGUAGAGCAAUAUUUCUAUCUCUGGAUGUGGGCCGCCUUGUUGAACAUUCCAGUUGAAGGGCUAAUGAACAUUGCAUCUUCCUAAGUCCUGUUUAUUUGGAAGGCUUGAAUAAAAUGUGCAGAUCAAAGAACCUGCAUGAUGCCUAAUUGACUGUACAUACAUUGAGGAUGUGUUGCGGUGUUUGUACAGAAUACUUGGAUUCUCAGUGAGAUGAUGAUGAUGAUGAUGAUGAUGAUGAUGAUGAUGAUGAUGAUGAUGAUGAUGAUGAUGAUGAUGGCAAAAGAAGAGCCCUAAAAGAAUCAACAUGCUAAUAGAAGCACGACGGUAUAACAAAUCAUAAGGCUACAUUUGGAUCGUUUUAAACCCCCAAAGAUCCCCACAAUGUUUCGGUUCCAAAUAUAAAUAGGUCUUGAGGAUAUCAAUAAAGUACGUUGGAAAUGUGGACCUAUUGUUCUGUCGUUAUUCGGCGUAUGGUUGCUAUGGAGAGUGUCCACCAAAAAAAUAGUCGCGUCGUGUAGCUUGCGUGUGUUGAUUUGCCAUCAUGAGUGACGGACAGUUGUGCUAACCAGUAGAAUAUCGCCAAGCUUGACCAUGGCCAAUAAGAAGAAAGGAAGCUAGCUAGCAGUUCGCUUGAACGCAAGCCAAGCAAUGCAGUAAGCCGAGCAACAAGAGGCGACGUCAGCUCGGAAGAAAAUAGCUCAUGACGAGCCAGUAUGAAGUGCCACUCCUUACGUUAACAUGGACAAGUAUGACAAGGUGAAGAAAAUUGGGGAAGGUUCAUUUGGAAAGGCUGUCCUUGUCAAAGCCAAGAAGGAUGGGCACCAAUAUGUCAUCAAAGAAGUCAGCAUAUCUGGGAUGUCAGAUAGAGAGCGACAGGAAUCUCGUAAAGAAGUUGCAGUUCUUGCAAACAUGAGUCAUCCAAACAUUGUCCAGUAUAAAGAGUCUUUUGAAGAAGGGGGCUGUCUGUAUAUUGUUAUGGACUACUGUGAGGGUGGCGAUCUCUUUAAGAAGAUUAAUUCUCAGAGAGGAGUGCUUUUCCCAGAGGAGCAAAUUCUCGAUUGGUUUGUGCAGAUAUGCUUAGCCCUGAAACACAUCCAUGAUCGAAAGAUCCUUCACAGGGACAUCAAAUCACAGAACAUAUUUUUGACAAAAGAUGGCACUGUGCAACUCGGCGACUUUGGGAUUGCAAGGGUGCUCAAUAGCACGGUAGAACUUGCGAGAACGUGUAUCGGAACGCCUUAUUACCUUUCACCGGAGAUCUGUGAAAAUAAACCGUACAACAACAAAAGUGAUAUUUGGGCCCUGGGCUGUGUCCUAUAUGAGAUGUGCACACUUAAACAUGCUUUUGAGGCUGGAAAUAUGAAGAACCUGGUCCUGAAGAUCAUCCGUGGCUCAUACCAUCCUGUGUCUGUUCAUUACUCCCAAGAACUGCGCACUCUUUUGGCCCAGCUUUUUCAACACAACCCUCGAGAAAGACCUUCAGUCGGCGGCAUACUGGACAAAGCUUUCCUCUCUUGCAGAAUCCAAAAGUUCCUCACCCCAAAGGUUAUUGCUCAGGAAUUCCGCCACGCUUUCGUUCGCAAGCAGCCUAAAGUAGGCGUCCAUCAGGGCUCGGCAGCCAAGCAUCCUGCCCAUGCUUCCAUAGCAACAGCAGCAACCUCUGCGGGCAAAAUUACCAAACCAGCAUGCAAAUAUGGAGUGCCUUUAACUGCCAAGAAGGUGUCGGGAACAAUCAAAGCCAAAGACAGGAGGACGGCUAUUAAACAUAAAGCGGCACCGGCCUCCGUCCACCGAAGAGUAAGUCAAGGGGAAGAAGAGAGACGCAAACAGGAGUUGAUCCGAAAGAGAAGGAUGGAGUUGAUUGAUAAAGAAAAGAAACAGCAAGAGCAGAUGUUGUUGAAAGCCGAGCAGAUGAAGCGCUACGAAAGAGAAAAGAUGAGUCGCAUUAACUAUGCCAGGGAGCGAGGCUGGAAAAAUGACAUGAUGUCAAGUAUUGGAAGCCCAGAGAGGAAGUGUUAUUUAGGUGGUGGAAAAAAGGCUGGUGCAGGUGCAAGCGCUACUCUGAGUAGAAAUCCUUAUGAAAAGUACCACGCCGCCCUCGAUCAAAUGGCUCAACGACAUUCGAUCGGCGGGGAGGGAUCGGCCGGACCGGGCUCCCCCGUUCGGGGUGUCCCGGCCGCUGCCGGCCCCGUGCUUCCCGAUGGCCGCGGCCCGUUCGUCAACCCCGACGCAGUCAAAAAAGAACUACAGAGACUGCAGGACGUUUCCAAACAAGCCCAUAUGAGCAGGCUGAGGACUCCUAUUGCUGUCGAGCGAGCGUAUCAGGUUGAGGAGUUUUUACAGCGUAAAAGAGAAGCCGUGCUCAACAAAGUCCGGGCCGAAGGGCAAUUGGGUACUGGUCAAUACGGGGCGCUAAUCUGUGGAGCCCAAGUUGGUUCGGCUCGUUUAACGAGGCCCAGAGUCAACAAAGAGGAGGAGGAAUACUUAACGAGGCUCAGGCAGAUCCGCUUGCAGAAUUUCAAUGAGCGCCAGCAGAUCAAAGCUCGACUUAGAGGAGAAAAGUACGAUAGCGACGGUUCAGACAGUCAGGAGUCGACCGAAGAGGCGGAACUCAGGCGCAAAAAGAUAGUGGCUUUUAAAGCCCAAGCUAAUGCCCGUGCCGCUGUAUUGAAAGAGCAGUUAGAAAGGAAGCGACGAGAGGCUAAUGAAAGGGAAAAGAAGGCCUGGGAUGACCAUUUUGCAGCUCAGGAAGACUUCACAUCGAUGACCUCGCAAGCCACCACUGUCAAAAGUUCGGUCCUGCCAGAAUCUCAAGCUCCCGUUAUACCCAUGACUGUCGCCCUGAAGAAUGUCGGAGCGAUGACUCUGUUAAAAGAGAACCUGCCUGGCACAGAUGCUGUCAUGGGCGUUCAGAGUGAGAAGAAGCAGAUCUUGAAUAGACUGAAUGAGAAUUUCAAAGCUCAGAGCCCUGCGGAUGAAGUGCUGGAGUCACCAGCGGCUACAGCCACAGAGCAAACUUCGCCUUUCCAGCAGAAAGUGCCUGACGUAGAAAAUCAUCAUUCCGUUGAAGAACAAAAGAAGCGGGAUCCGCCGCAAGCACCUGUACUUCAACCAACCUCGGAGGAUUUGUGUGCAGCUGCAUCCUUGUCUCCAGCCGCUGGUCCACCUUCUGGCGGAGACCGGAAGAAAUGGGAUGAGGGACUUCCAUUAGUUCUCUCUGUAGCCCAACAAACCCUAGAGGAGACAUGCAUCCCAACAAUAGAACAAACGGUGGGUGAGGUGAUACAGAUGGCUGAAGGUCAAAGGAAACUUUGGCAAAUGAGUCCAGACUGUCAGAUACUCAAAGUACUUCAUGAAGCAGAGGUUCAGCCGCUCACUCAGUCCUUGGAGACGCUCGGCGUAGAGGCCUUCCCGACCCCCGAUAAGCCAAAGCAGAUUGACGCAGAGCUUGCAAUGGCAAGGCCCCAAGAGGACGUGAGCUCCAAGGACAGGACGCCUCCCGUGGUUGAGGCCGAGGUACAGACUGAACGUAUUGCCUCCUAUCCAGAAAAUGUUAGUGACAUGGAAGGACACGUACAGGGUGCGUCAAGCACUGCUGAGAUCCAGGAUCAAGAUGUGGAAUUGAUGGUUUUGGAGGAGGUUCCUAAAGCAUCCCACAUUUCAGUGGGUCUGCUGCAUCACGCGUGGGAGAAGCAAGACCAACAGCCACUGUUAGCGAAGGACGAUCUAAAGCAAGGAGCGGCAGCAGGGAAGGAGGCUGAGGGAGAACUUGAUGGUCAUCAAAGGCUUUUGAUGACAUUUUACCUCCAGUAUAUCAUUUGCUCACUACUAAUGGGAAUCCACCCGUGGUCAUUGUUUACAGGUUUCUCAGAGCCCCUGUUUGUGAAAGCGUGCUCUCCAGCUCACAGACGCACGUCCGCUCUGGCCCUCCUCUCGGCUCAGGCUUCAGCGGACCAAUCCUCUUCCCUGGUAUCUCGCUCGCGCUCCGUCUCACCUCUGCACUCCAAGCAGCAGCGCGCUCUCCUGAUUGGACUCUCGACAGGCCUGUUUGACGCCAACAACCCCAAGAUGCUGCGGACGUGCUCACUGCCAGAUCUCAGUCGAGUCUUCAGCUCUGCGCGAGACUCUGGCGUUGCGAUGGAAGACUGCGUCGCACCAAACGCCAAUGACGAGGAUCAGGACCAAGCCAAAGACGACGAGCAGUCGGAGACAGAUGCAUACGAGGACGAAGACCUGCAGGACAUCAGGGCGUCCAUGGAGCGACUGCUGCAAGAAGAAAGUGACCUCAUGCGGAAACUGCCACAUGAUGGAAGAGGAGACUUUAAUGGAAAUGCUACAGUUCGCCGAGACCAAGACCUUUUCAACAGGAUCAUUGUACAACUUGAGCAGGGAAACGAUAAGAUGGCUGUUGGUGAAGAUGAUGAUGAUGAUGUGGAGGAAGAAGAAGAAGAUGAUGAUGAUGAAGAAUGCUCAAACGGAAGUGCCAUGGACGCAGGAGAGCUGCUCAGCAAUGGUGCGGGAGAAGAGAACCACACUGGCAAGCAACAACUUGAUGAAUGGCAGUCGGACAACAGUGAGGAGGAGCCGGAGGGACAGAGUGAGCUUUACGACAGCAUCUACAGUCGCUUGGAGGAGCAUCGCUUCAACUUGGAGCAGCAGAUGGGCUUUGAGAAGUUCAUUGAGACCUAUAAUCACAUCAAAGCAAUACGUGAUGAUGAAGAUGAUAAUAUCGAUCUGGGCUCCAGUUUGGCCUUUCGCAUUUUGGGGAAUGAGCACCAGCAUCUGUAUCCAAACAUCCUUCAUCUCGUGAUGGCAGAUGGCGCCUACCAAGAAGGCAAUGAUAAGCGUUCAGAGAAGUGGAGCCAGUGGCAAUCCUGACCAUUUGCUUUCUUCCUACAAAGUGUCAUGAUGUUCUAUAUAGUGUACAAUAAAGCUAGAAUGUUGCUUUGACUCUCUUUAGCUGAAAAUAUCUUGGUUUUACUUUGACAUGUUCUUGCUAAGCAAUGAGCCCCCCCCCCCCUUGCUCUUUGAAUGAAUGGAAUGUGGAUUUCAAUGAUUUGUAAAUAAAAGCUGUAACAUUUCA